This is a messenger RNA of Vespula vulgaris, 4162 nucleotides long. It is a transcript of the gene ETHR, whose product is annotated as growth hormone secretagogue receptor type 1-like. The coding region runs from base 1575 to 2864 and encodes 429 amino acids. NCBI's taxonomy places the organism in Eukaryota, Metazoa, Arthropoda, Insecta, Hymenoptera, Vespidae. The record is from RefSeq and is a predicted model, not a curated record. The transcript has 6 exons. Gene Ontology annotation, cellular component: plasma membrane. Gene Ontology annotation, molecular function: G protein-coupled receptor activity. Gene Ontology annotation, biological process: G protein-coupled receptor signaling pathway.
CGCCGUUUGAGAGUUUGUGGCGGGCCGAGUAUUCCCAUUCAGUUUAGCGGUACAAUUUGUAAGCCACACUUCGCGUUUCUGACAUAACACCCUGUUUACGGUACGAUUUCGUCACGAGUCAUUGCAUCAAUAUAACGAUUGUCUCGACAUCACAUUUCUCGGAAUAUAAAAAAUAAAGAAUGACGAAUGAACGUUUAGUGUUAAUAGAUAAAGCAACGAAAGUAUCGAUCGAAAGAAGAAAGUAGAUAAACAAAAUCGAAGGUAAAAGAUUCCGAAGAAACGUAAACGGUAGGAAGUUACUCCGUUAUUCUCGAUCUCAGUAUUGUUGGAAACCAAAAGCAUAUAACCGAGAAAGAUCGUAAACCUCUCUGGGCGUGAAUGAUAUCGAGCUAUCUCAAAUACAAGCAUCGAUUCGUAAGGUGAAAAACGACGGAAGAGGAGUGAACUUAAUCGUCUGUGAUGAUCGACACGAAGAAGCUAUCUCUCUCGCACCGUGAACACCUUUUCAUUUUAUAGUUAUACUAGGAAGAACUCGAUCCACGUCGUAGAGUAUCUAUCCUGUAAUAUUUUAUGCCUUUUCGGAUGAGAUAAAUUAAUUAUCUCGGUGUUGUUUUUUUAUUAUUAAUUAUUUAAUUAAUGUGUGCAACUGUAAAUGAAAACGACCGAUUGGCAUAAAUUCAAAUCGAUUAGUUAUAUAUAGGAAGUUAAUCGAUGUUAAUGAGACGUGCCAAGGUAACCUGGGGAGCUUCGAGGACUCGCAAAGAAGUGAAAAGAAAAUCUGAGAAAAAGAAUUCUGAACUGAUAAUAAUAAUCGGCAUUGGAUUUAUCGAUUUAACCCGAGAGGAUAUCGCGAGAGAGUCGACAGCUAUUGAGUUACGAGAAGCAGUUUAUAAUGUCACUUAACACUCCUGUCUUGAUGCAAGCGGUGGUUACUUCAAGAUCGAGACGAGCUCUACCGUAUGUCAUCACGGUUCGCACCUUAACUUUAUUUUCUCGAUGGGAUUACAUCGGCCUGGUCGUUAACCGUUCUAAAUUUCUCGACACUUGUGUAUCAUCGUGUUUAGAACUAACACGAACUAAAAACAUAUCGAAGAGUGUAAUGAAUUUCGAGUGUUAACUAAGUAAAUUAAAAGCGUUAACAAACGAUAUAUGUCAAAGUGUAUUGGAAGAUGGAUCGUUCGGAACGAAAAAAAAAAGAAACUAAGCCGAUCAACAUUACGUCCUUUUUCAUUCGACGAUCGUCGAAUUAAAGUGAUUAAUCGUUUGAUCGUUGAGUUAGAUACUACAGUCGUAUUUUGCCUACUUGUAUAACUCCGAAUUUUCAUUAACUCACGUACGAAUAAUAAUAAUAAGGUAGGCGCAAUGAAAAUUUUUUAAACCAAGAUAGGCGAAUAUGCAAGACGCGUUCGUAUUGCAUGGGGCGUAAGAAAUUCUUCGCCGUGGACAAAAAAAAGAAAAGAAAAGAAAAAGACAGGAAGAAAGAAAGAAAGAAAGAAAGAAAGAAAGAAAGAAAGAAAGAAAGAAGAACCGUGAAAAAGAAGGGAAAGGUUUGAGAAUUUUUCUCGCGAGAAGAGAUGCUUUCUACGAUGUCGAGCGUCGCACUUGAAUUAAAUUCGUCAUUUUAUACGACCGUCAUUAGAAGUGGCGCUUUGGAUGGGUUUUCAGUUUCAGUGAUCGAACCUAAAAAUGCAACUUCGACGCUUUACAUGUUACCGAUGUAUAUUAGAACAACAUCUAUGAUUAUUUGUAUAAUCGUCAUGGCACUUGGUAUAAUAGGAAAUCUCAUGGUACCUUUGGUCGUUCUACGAGGCAAAGAUAUGAGAAACAGCACCAAUAUUUUUCUCGUAAAUUUGAGCGUGGCCGAUUUGUUCGUCCUUUUAAUAUGCACACCGACCGUAUUGGUGGAAGUCAAUUCUGGUCCUCAGGUUUGGCCACUCGGUGAACACAUGUGUAAAGCUGUUCCAUUUGUGGAAUUGACUGUAGCACAUGCCUCGGUUUUAACGAUUUUGGCAAUUAGUUUCGAACGAUAUUAUGCGAUUUGUGAGCCGUUGAGAGCAGGAUACGUUUGCACGAAGGCCAGAGCAACGUUUCUUUGCUUUCUUGCCUGGGUGGCAGCAGCUCUUUGUACAAGUCCUAUACUUUUGAUGGUAACCUACGAAUUGGAAGAAAUCGACGAUACGUUUAUACCGACCUGUUACACCUCUGCCAAUGCAACAUGGAUGAAUGUUUUUGUCCUUACUACGAUAAUCGUCUUUUUCGUCGUACCACUGUUAAUUUUAAUGGUUCUUUACACGGUGAUAGCAUUACACCUCAUGGCAAAUCCUGCGAUAAGCCGUGGUCCAGCUAAUAAUUUGUUAAAAUAUCGUAAACAGGUUGUGCUAAUGUUAGGCACAGUUGUAUUAUGCUUUUUUCUUUGUUUAUUACCUUUUCGAGCAUUAACCUUAUGGAUAAUCGUAGUACCGCAAGAAAUGAUAAUCAAUCUUGGAAUCGAAGGAUAUUACAGUCUGUUAUAUUUCUGUAGAGUAAUGUUGUAUUUAAAUUCAGCGAUUAAUCCUAUUUUAUACAAUUUAAUGUCUACCAAAUUUAGAGAAGGUUUUUUGAGACUUUGUGGAUUGGGUCCUGCAAGGAAAAGAAAGAAAAAGACUUCGGACAGAACUGGAACAUAUACAACUGGUUCGACAAACUGUAGUAGCAGUAAUCAUUCUGAUUUUUGGAGGAGGCAUAGCAGUAAUAAAAGUUGCAAUGUAAAAGUACCUAGUAAUACAUGUACUACUGUCUCUAUGGAAAAACAAAUUAAUAUUCCUUUACUCACGGCUGUCGUUGCUGGAAAUAUUGUUAAAAAAAAACAAGAAAGUUACGUUUAGGAACAAUUCAAAAAUUGUAGUAUUCAUUAAUUAGAGAUAUUGUUGUAAAAAUAUAUAUUGUAUGAAUUUAUAUAUAUAUAUAUAUAUAUAUUGCCAUAUAUAGGGUGUUUCAGAUAACUAAAACGGGUUAUAUCCCGAAUUCAAUAAGUGAUAGAAAAUAAAUUGUUGAAACAAAAAUUGAAUGCUACGAUAAUGUUUAUUUUCUUACGACUUUAAUUUCUUCGUAAUUGCAUCGAUGCAUCUUAAAAAUACGAAAUGUACUUUCCUGUUUUAAUGCAAUCGCAUAAUUUUUUCUUUUUUUUUUUUUUUUACUCAUACCAGCUCACUAUCAUUGCAUUUGCGAAAAAUAUAUAAUCGUAAAUAUGUAACUCACCUUGAACCAUUCAUCUUUUUCCUUUAACAUAUUUUUAAUUUCGACAAAAAAAGCAUAAAGAUUACUUAAAUCAAUACAUAUUUAUCAAAAUAUCUCCGAGUACUAAUGAUUUUUCGACAUUGUAACUUAAUACUUUUUCACGCAGAAUGUGCUGAGAAGUUGAAAAAAAAAUGUAAUUUCAUUUAAAAAAAAAAAAAAAAAAAAAGCUGCAUUUACAUUUUUCAGGUACAUCGUAGCAUUUAUGAAGAAAGUGAAAAGUAGACGUAACCAUAUUAUUCAACUUUUUCCUCAAUCAUUUUUUUUCUAUCACUUACCAAAUUUAAAAUGUAAUCUAUUCCAGUUAUCCGAUUCACCCGAUACACUAUUUAUAUAUAUAUAUAUGAACACAAUCUAAGGGAUUAAUAUACAUGAAUACAUCUAAGGGACUAAGUAUAAAAAGUCUCAAUCAAUUUUUAAACACCAAAUACUUAGUUCUUGUUUUUUUUUCUUUUUUUUUCACCAGUGGAUUAUAGAUAAUUGUAUCGUUGCUAUUAAAAGACUUCUGCGUUAACUUUAAUAUCAUUCCAGAUACAAUAAAAUUACUACGAAAUUCCACUAAAAGUAUUGUACGUAAACUGUUAUAACAUUUAAAUAUUCUUUUGUAAUUAUAUAAAAACGUAGAUUAUUGUAAAGUAUUAAGUUUGUAAUAUGUACAAGAAAAAAAAAUAACUAGUCAUAGAUUUAAAAAUUCAUUAAAAAUUAAAUGCAAAAUUUAACAACUCUUAGCAAAAAUUAUUGCUAUAAAUAAAAAAAAAAAAACACGAAAUAUAAAUAAUGCAAUGAAGCUAAGUUACAGAUCAUUUCCUAUUAACUUUAAACUUCCAAAUAUUAAAAUAUUAUUUAUAAGAUUAUAAAAAAGAAUAAUACAUCUUUUUUUGACAUGCCU